Durio zibethinus is the source of this 1955-nucleotide messenger RNA. The record is from RefSeq and is a predicted model, not a curated record. NCBI's taxonomy places the organism in Eukaryota, Viridiplantae, Streptophyta, Magnoliopsida, Malvales, Malvaceae.
CCAAGAAAUUGCAUAUCCAUACCUUUAAACGAAGAAAAGACUAGGCCUAAGCGCACGUUAGCACAAGGUCGGCAAUACCAGGUAAAAUACACUUUCUUUCUCCAUAAUCGCUUUUAAUGGAAAGCUCCCAAGGAGAAGCAACGCUUAAAAUUGUUAAUCACAACACUAGCUUAACUAUCCCUGCAUUAACCCGGUGCAUAUUAGUAACCAAAAGAAAAAACGAACAGUUCACUGGUGGGAGGUGCCUCCAUUUUCUGUGGCUUGAAAAGUUAAAGAUUAAAGGAAGGAAGUUUGGUUGAUUGAUACGAUCUGGCAAAUCCCAUUUGAUCGAUCUGUUAGGGGAGGGAAGGCAAAAAAGAAAGGAGAAGGGGUAUGGUGGGAUGAGGAGGGACAACGUAGUGGGCGAUGGCUAGGGAAGGCAGAGCCAAACGGGGCGGUUCUGGCUUGAGUUCGGGUCAGUGCUCGUAUAAAAGAAUCACUUUGAUUUUUUGCUCCGUUAACAUUGUUAUUGCUCUCUAUGUUCUACGUUGUCUCUAUUCUUCUCUCUACAUUUAUUCCAAUACAGAUAAUGUUGUAAUGUAUACUCCAGAUCAGAUUAGGAAAAGGGAAGAAUCAAUUAAGAUUCGAAGAGCCAGUGAACCUUUAGAGCUUAUUAAAUUGGUAAAGCGAUUAAAGCAUGAACUUUGGAGUGAAGAAUCAGUGGGUGAACUGCCACUGACAGUUAAACAUAAGAUAACUGAUGAGAUCCUGCAGAGGUUGAGAAGUUUGAGACCAAAUGCCAAUGUCAGCGAGCAGCAAGAAGUGAUUGAAACCUGGCACAAGGAGAAACUCAAAGAAGCCAGAAGUUUGGCCCUUGGAGGAGUGCGGUUGAAUUCAACUCUUUUGCAAGAGGAAGCAGAGAUGUUAGUAAAAGUCUUAGAGUCCAAUUGGGCUGUGCUGUCAGAAGACAUUGGCCUUUGGAUUCCCACUGAAAUCAACAAUCAAGAACAUGAUGAUAAGCCUGAAGGUGUGGAAGAUACAGAAGAUGAGGAUCAAAUUUUAGCUGGGAGGCCCCUUCCACCAGAAUGCCACACUGAACUUCAUACAGAUUAUGAUGGUGCUGCUGUAAGAUGGGGUCCUACCCACCACAAAGAAAGUGCAGCUGAUUGCUGCCAGGCUUGCUUAGAUCAUGCUAAACGUGCAAAGCCAGGUCAAAAGAAAUGCAACAUAUGGGUUUAUUGUCCAUCUGAGACUGGUUGCUAUUCCCCGGAUAUAUAUGAACACAAACACAUGGAAUGCUGGCUGAAAUCCUCAGAGAAGCCGAGACUGAACUUUAAGGACAGAUAUUCUGAAGCAUAUAGAAACAGCCACCCAACAGUGCCAGUUUUUGUUCCUUGGGUAUCUGGUGUUAUUAGUGUAUGACUGAAUUUUGAUCAACAAGACAGGAUGAUGGGCAGUCAAUUCGAGAUCUAGCUGACUAAAUUUCCACUGAAAUCUUUUAUGAUGCCCCAUUUACAUCUGAUCAAAAAAAAUUAGGCCUUUGCUUAUUACAACAUUAUAAUCUCUUUGCUUUUGGAACAUAGGGGAAACUGGAAAGGGUGGCAGCCGGUGGUUCCACCCUACUUUUUGACAAGUAAAAUUUUUUGUACCGAGAAAGGUAUCAUUGGUUGGUCUCAGCACUAAUGGAUUUUAAGAUGUGAAAGUCCCAGUGCUGGCUGUUGAGGUUGAGGUUAUAGUAAAAGACAUAAGAAGCUUUUCCUUGUGGAUUUAAUUAAUUACAAUGUGAAAAAAUGGAUCUCUUGUCAUGGAAAGUUGUAUUGGAUGAUGAGCAAAACGAUUUGCUGUAAUGGGAUGUGAAAUUUUUUUACAAUCCCUUUAAUUAUAGGUAGAAUUUUGUUAAUGAUCAAAUCGGAUUUUAAUUCAGGUGAAUUUAAUUGGAUGAAUUUUUCAAGUUUGAAUCAGAAUUGAUAUGGCUA